Impatiens glandulifera is the source of this 1225-nucleotide messenger RNA. RefSeq names its product F-box/kelch-repeat protein At3g23880-like. The coding region runs from base 16 to 1197 and encodes 393 amino acids. The record is from RefSeq and is a predicted model, not a curated record. NCBI's taxonomy places the organism in Eukaryota, Viridiplantae, Streptophyta, Magnoliopsida, Ericales, Balsaminaceae. The transcript has a single exon. Gene Ontology annotation, molecular function: protein binding.
AAUCUCUGUAUCGCAAUGUACAUUAAGAGCGAUCGAACUGCGAAAAGAAAGAAAAAGCGUCGCAAGACCGUCGCCGACUGCGAUUCCGUCCAUGUCCUCCCCUACCUGCCAACAGAAAUUAUUACAAAAAUCUUAAUCAGACUUCCCGUCAAAACCCUCGUCAGAUUUAAGUGCGUAUGCAGAUCCUGGCUCGCUUUGAUAUCUGAUCCCAUAUUCGUCGAGAAUCAUCUGAGAGCUUCCAUCCAAGACAAGGGUUAUGCACACCAUAGACUUAUUAUGAGCUCCGGUUCUCGUAGUUUUGAAGUGAAAUCAUGUUCUCUUUCAUCUGUUUUGCAUGAAGAAUGUCCUAGUGCACAUGACCACUAUUAUCCAUUGAAGCACCCGCAACGCUUUGUUUCGAUAGUUGGUUCUGUGAAUGGAUUGGUUUGUAUAGCUAUAGACCAAGGUUCUGUAUUUUUAUGGAACCCAUCUACUAGGAAAUCAAAGAGACUGCCCAAUUGUGGCUUUAAAAAACGAUCACGUGGACACAUUGUAUAUGGGUUUGGCUAUGAUGAAGCUAGUUCUGAUUAUAAGGUGAUUGUUGCUAAAUCUGAAUUAUAUGGUGAAGCCCCUUUCAAGACUGAAGUAAAGAUUUAUGGGUACAAGAGUGAUUCAUGGAGGAGGAUUGAAAAUUUCCCUGAAGGCAUUCCCAUGGAUGCUCCGGGCACCUUUGUGGGUGGAUCACUUCAUUGGCCUGCAAGUGGGGAAAUUGAGUUCAACUAUUCUUGGAGUAUUCAGAAACCUAUUGUCUCUUUCGAUUUGUCAAAGGAAACAUAUUCUGCAUUCUCACAACCCUGCUAUGGGAAGGGUGCUUCGAAUCCAAAGCUAGGAGUUUUAUGUGACAACCUCUGCCUGCUAUGUAACAUUGGUUAUAAACGAGCCGAUGUAUGGGUGAUGAAGGAGUAUGGAAAAGUAGAAUCUUGGUCUAAGUUGUUUUCAAUACCGUAUUCUAGUCCGCUAGAGAAUUUCCCAUAUUCUGUACCCUUGUGUAUUUCUUUUAGGAAAAACGAAGUGCUUUUGGUGGUAGGAUCGCGUUUGGUGUUGUAUAAUAUGGACAACCAUACAGUUAGGCUUACCAACAUUCAAGAUUGCAUUCAAGAAUACCACCUUAAAGCAUACACUUAUAUUGACAGCCUAGUCUCUCCCUAUCCUGAAUGAUGCAACAUAGAGAGGUGAUUAAUGGUGA